UCGUGUUUUCCAAGAUGGCGGACGACUCGACGAUCAUUUCCCCUCCAGAUGGAAGCAGCCAUGAAGCAUUGGCCGAAGGACUUCUACAUUUAUUUCAACCAGCAAUAGAAGAACUAGACAGUAAAGUUCAUACUGUGAGGCAAAGUCAAGUGGAACUAAGAACACAGAUUGAUACUCUUACCGAAGAUCUUCACAGACUCCAGGAGUUACAAGAAAUGCCUUUAGACCUUGAACCUUAUGUAAAAAAGCUGAUGAAUUCAAGAAGAAGAAUAAUGCUGGUUAAUAACAUUUUACAGAAUGCUCAGGAACGACUUGGCAGACUACAUCAAAGUGUAACAAAAGAGACAGCGAAGAGAAAAUCUUUAUUGGAUUCAGCUGGUUCAAGAACCUAGGAGCUUUCAACAUUGCACUAUAAAAAUAGUGCAAUGUGCAAUACUGCAAUCAUAAAACCUUAAGGAGUUAGUUAAUGUUAUGAUAAAAUUGAAAUAAGGGAAACAAAAACAAAACAAAACAAAACAAAAAUUAAAAAAUUAAAAAAUGGAAGAAAAGUGUAAAUCACAGGAAAUAAAUAAAUAAAAAUGCUACAAUGGGGACACUCCAACCGUAAA
Messenger RNA from Actinia tenebrosa (Australian red waratah sea anemone), 608 nucleotides. Its product is annotated as SNARE-associated protein Snapin. Gene Ontology annotation, molecular function: SNARE binding. NCBI's taxonomy places the organism in Eukaryota, Metazoa, Cnidaria, Anthozoa, Actiniaria, Actiniidae. Gene Ontology annotation, cellular component: synaptic vesicle; BLOC-1 complex; BORC complex. The record is from RefSeq and is a predicted model, not a curated record. Gene Ontology annotation, biological process: endosome to lysosome transport; lysosome localization; lysosome organization.